AUGGCGUAUAUUUCAACAACAUUUCCAUCGAAUCAGUGGAUUAUAGAUUCACAUCUUAUACAAGAACGUGCAUCAUUUCCUGCAAUAAGCACUCAAAACGGAGACAUACUAGUGUGCGGAGGCUAUAUUGAAUACGAGCGUUACCUUGAAACAGACUCAUCAUGUGAAAUCUAUUCGUCGUCAAACCGAGAAUGGCGCACAGUUACCGAUCUGAAUGUAGGACGAAUUGGACAUACUCUCACGUUGCUCCCAAAUGGUAGAAGCAUAUUAACUGUCGGUACUAUGGAUAAUAUUGAUGGUUGUACAGCAGAGAUAUAUGAUAUACAGACAGAUAAGUGGGCAUUUGUACCAAAUAUCAUGAAUAUACUUAGAGCGAAACAUACGGCGACACUUUUACGAAAUGAUCAGGUAUUGAUUGUUGGCGGAUCAAUUGCAUUCACCGGUAUCAGCUCUUGUAGCGUUCAGCUUUAUAUUGCAUCGUCAAAUACGUUUAUUACCACAGGCAGUUUGAAUACAUGUCGAUAUGAUCAUACGACAAUAUUGUUGAGCGAUGGACUCUCAGUACUGGUUAUUGGUGGACGACACUCAAUACAUGAUAUUAAUGGUCCUCCUCACAUCUCGAUGCCAACAGAAAUUUACAUAAACGGUUUCUGGUCCUACAUUGUAGGUGACAUGAUUAGCAAACGCUCUCACUUUGCAGCUGUAUUGUUGUCUGAUGGAAAUGUAUUAGUGGCUGGUGGUAUCGAUUCAAGUAAAAACGCAACGUCGACUGUUGAGAUAUAUAAUUCAACCACCGAAACAUUCUCACUUGUUCAACCAAUGGCGUGUGCACGUUCACAUUUUACACUUACACGUUUACCAUCGGGUCAAGUAUUGGCAGUAGGAGGAAAAAGUUCCACGACAAAUAACUGCUUACGCUUCUCUGAAUUGUACGAUCCAAAUAAAAAUCAAUGGAAAAGUGAUCGUCUGUUGAAUAAUAUUCGCUGGGGUCACAAUGCCAUUCUUCUCAAUCAUAGUGUAUUAAUUAUUGGUGGCUCUGCUAGAGAACAAAAUGGACUUAUACGCGCUUGUGAGAGAUAUGAUCUAUAA
Molecule: messenger RNA, 1089 nt
Organism: Adineta steineri
Lineage: Eukaryota; Metazoa; Rotifera; Eurotatoria; Adinetida; Adinetidae
Source: the annotation of a GenBank genome assembly